AUGGAAAUAAAUAUUGUUCCUGUAGAAGGUAAUACAGCAAGGAAAAAGAUCCGCAAUAAAUCACAAUGGAAACGCAAUGUAAAACGGCGUGAAAGAUCUGCAACUGCAACAAGGAAAUAUGUUCCAUCUGAUUUAAAUAUUAAAAAGAUGUGGAAAAUGUAUCAAACAAAUCAACAAGAUGAAUCUCUUAAGGUGAAUAUGAGUACAUUGAAGAUAACUGACGUUGAAAAGUUGUUAACAAAACACUUUGGUGGCAACUGGCAGUCCAAUGAACAGCUUUCAUUUAAUAAAAAUAUACUAGAAACAAAUUCCGAUGGUGGUGUUAAUGUUGAGCAAAGCGAUGAACCAUGUGAGCAUCUAGAAGAAGCGCCGGCAGAAGAUAGACAGGUCACCGAAGGUCAAGCCGAAGGCACAGAACUGAAAUAUGACCGUUUUCCACCCCGGAGCGAGGAAAACGAUUAUUACAGGUCUUGCCGAGGCUUGACCGAAGGCCUAGCCGGCUCUUCCGAGCAAGUUACUGACGGAAGCCAGCCGACGCCACGCGCGCGGGGUGAGCGCGUCCCCUCAUCCCGCGCCCGCUCGCAGAACACGACACAAGACAUAAGAGGCGUCUGUAGCCACGACGCAGAGCAUGGAACAAAACGGGACUGA
Messenger RNA from Diatraea saccharalis (sugarcane borer), 651 nucleotides. The record is from the annotation of a GenBank genome assembly. Lineage: Eukaryota; Metazoa; Arthropoda; Insecta; Lepidoptera; Crambidae.